AGUUCUCGAACAGAAAUUGUUCUCUCUCGACGCAUUUAAAUAAAAUGAAAAUGAUCAAGAAAGUCUCCUUGACAUUCCUUUCACCAUCUAAGGAGCCCAAUUUCAAUCUAUAUGCGAAGAAAUUCACUGUAUUGAAGUACAUCAACUUGUAUGUUUUGCCAUCUUGGAAUAAUGUUCUUGCAGUAGCUUAUCUCCUUCAAGCAACUCCUUAUGUCACAAGACUCCGUCUAGAAAUGCAGGCAUACAGCGGAGAACAGCACCAUCUGGAGAAUGUCCAAGUUAGCUGGCCCGAGGGCAUCUCUCUUCAGAAGCUCCGAUUGAUUCUUGUAGGAGGUUUCGCUGCGCAACCCCCGGUGAUCGAGCUUUUGGUGUGCCUGGUGGGUGCGGCCCCUGGUUUGAAGUUCCUCACAAUCAAUCCACGCUACCAUCAAUUGAAACGAAUGGGUAUAUGGGUGAGGGAGAAGGAUGUUGCCAAGGCGGCGAGGGAUCAUGCGUGGAACGUCGCAAGGGAAGCCAUCGGCCUUAAGCUCCCGCCGUCUGUGAGGUUUGCCCUCCGUUGAUCCGAGCGGGGCAAGUCUGGUGUUGAAGCGUUUUCUUCUGGAGAAGAGGGCUUCAGAAUAAUGAUUU
Messenger RNA from Lolium rigidum, 627 nucleotides. RefSeq lists its product as uncharacterized. Lineage: Eukaryota; Viridiplantae; Streptophyta; Magnoliopsida; Poales; Poaceae. The transcript has 3 exons. The coding region runs from base 45 to 560 and encodes 171 amino acids. The record is from RefSeq and is a predicted model, not a curated record.